AUGUUUGUAACCAGAUACCAAUCGAAUGGGUACAGACGCGUCCAAACUGUCGAUCGACGGAGUUUCUCUCUUACAGCUGCUGUGUUUGCCCAACAUUUCUCUUUUCUUUUCUCCUUUAUUCCGUCGUUUUCUUUUUUUUUUUUUUCUUCUCUCUUCCAUUAUUGUACUUACUCUAUUAUACUUUAUUUUACUUUACCGUUCGUUUCGUUUAUUUUUCGAUUCGUUUCAUCUCACCUCGGCUCGUAUUUUUGUCUCUUGAAUGGGUACGCGUUCGCUAUUAUAGUGUUUCAUCCUAGUAUCAUCCGCUUCCCUCCAGGAAGAUUACUAGUCUGCGCUGUCCACGGUCCACGGUCCACUGUCCACCGUCUGCUUCCCAUGAUCGGUGCGUUCCAUCUUCCGCCGAUAGCACUUCCGUGCACCGUCUGUAUGUAUACCUUCCUCGCCAUGUGCUGCACAGACCCUCCCACCGCCGUUUCUUUUUCCUAUUCCAAACUUCUAGGACAUUUUAACCCGCACACACAGUAUUUCCCGCACCAGUAA
Messenger RNA from Tetrapisispora phaffii CBS 4417, 540 nucleotides. RefSeq lists its product as uncharacterized. The transcript has a single exon. The record is from RefSeq and is a predicted model, not a curated record. Lineage: Eukaryota; Fungi; Ascomycota; Saccharomycetes; Saccharomycetales; Saccharomycetaceae. The coding region runs from base 1 to 540 and encodes 179 amino acids.